Molecule: messenger RNA, 8971 nt
Organism: Mustela erminea (ermine)
Lineage: Eukaryota; Metazoa; Chordata; Mammalia; Carnivora; Mustelidae
Gene: MUC2
Product: mucin 2, oligomeric mucus/gel-forming
Exons: 48
Coding region: 1-8823 (2940 amino acids)
Cellular component (GO): extracellular matrix
Molecular function (GO): protein binding
Source: RefSeq, a predicted model, not a curated record
AUGGGGCUGCCGCUCGCCCUCCUGGUGGCCGUCGGCCUGGCCCUGAGCUCCCCCGGGGCCGCAGAGCUCCAGAGAGAGGGCAGGACCCAGAACCACGGCCACAGCGUCUGCAGCACUUGGGGCGACUUCCACUACAAGACCUUCGACGGCGACGUCUUCCGCUUCCCCGGCCUGUGCGACUACAACUUCGCGUCCGACUGCAGGGGCUCCUACAAGGAGUUCGCGGUGCACCUGAAGCGGGUCUCCAGCCGCGACGGGGGGCGCCCCGGGCUCGAGUACAUCCUGCUGACCAUCAAGGACGACACCAUCUACCUCACCCGCCAGCUGGUUGUAGUGAACGGGGCCAUGGUCAGCAUGCCGCACUACAGCUCUGGGCUGCUCAUCGAGAAGAACCACGCUUACACCAAGGUCUACUCCCGGGCGGGACUCACCCUCAUGUGGAACCGGGAGGACUCACUCAUGCUGGAGCUGGACAGCAAGUUCCGGAACCAUACGUGCGGCCUCUGCGGGGACUACAAUGGUCUGCAGACCUACUCCGAGUUCCUGUCUGACGGCGUGCUCUUCAGCGCCAUCGAGUUCGGGAACCUGCAGAAGGUCCAUAAGCCCGAGGUGGUGUGCGAGGACCCCGAGGAGGAGCCGGCCCCCGAGUCCUGCUCCCAGCACCGCGCCGAGUGUGAGGAGCUGCUGGCGGCCGCGGCCUUCGAGGACUGCGAGGGGCUGGUGCCGCGGCAGCCGUUCGUGCAGGCCUGCGUGCAGGACCGCUGCCACUGCCCCGACGGCCCCUCCUGCGCCUGCAGCACCCUGGCCGAGUUCUCCCGCCAGUGCUCCCACGCCGGCGGCCGACCCGGCAACUGGAGGACCGCCGAGUUCUGCCCCAAGAGCUGCCCCGGGAACAUGGUUUACCUGGAGAGCGGCUCACCCUGCGUGGACACCUGCUCCCACCUGGAGAGCAGCCGCCUGUGCGAGGAGCACCGCAUGGACGGCUGUUUCUGCCCAGAAGGCACCGUGUAUGACGACAUCGCAGGCAGCGGCUGCGUCCCCGUGAGCCGCUGCCACUGCAGACUCCACGGGCGCCUGUACUCGCCCGGCCAGCAGCUCAGCAGUGACUGCGAGGAGUGCGUCUGCACCGCCGGCCGCUGGGUGUGCAGAGACUUGCCGUGCCCGGGCACCUGUGCCCUGGAGGGCGGCUCUCACAUCACCACCUUCGACGGGAAGAGGUACACCUUCCACGGGGACUGCUACUACGUGCUGAUCAAGGGCGACCACAACGACUCCUACGCCCUCCUGGGUGAGCUGGCCCCUUGCGGCUCCACCGACAAGCAGACCUGCCUGAAGACGGUGGUUUUGUUGGCGGACAACAGGAAGAACGUCGUGGCCUUCCAGUCGGACGGCGGCGUGCUGCUGAACGAGCGGCCGGUGAGCCUGCCCCACGCGACCGCCAGCCUCUCUGUCUUCCGGCCGUCUUCCCGCCACCUCAUGGUGAGCACCGCCGUGGGGCUCAGGCUGCAGGUGCAGCUCGAGCCCGUCAUGCAGCUCUUCGUGACGCUGGACCGGGCCGCGCAGGGGCGCGUGCAGGGCCUCUGCGGGAACUUCAACGGCCUGGAAGGGGACGACUUUAGGACGGCCGGCGGGCUGGUGGAGGCCACGGGGGCCGGCUUCGCCAACACCUGGAAGGCCCAGGCGAGCUGUCACGACAAGCUGGACUGGCUGGAUGACCCCUGCUCCCUCAAUAUCGAGAGCGCCAACUAUGCCGAGCACUGGUGCUCCCUACUGAAGAAGACGGAGACCCCCUUUGGGAGAUGCCACUCGGCUGUGGACCCCUCAGACUAUUACAAGAGGUGCAAAUAUGACGCGUGUAACUGCCAGAACAGCGAGGGCUGCAUGUGUGCCGCUCUGUCCUCCUACGCCCGCGCCUGUGCUGCCAAGGGCGUUCUGCUGUGGGGCUGGCGGGAGCAAGUCUGCAACGAGGACGUGGGCUCUUGCCCCAGCUCCCAGGUGUUCUUGUACAACCUGACCACCUGCCAGCCUACGUGCCGCUCGCUCUCCGAGGCCGACGCGCACUGCCCGCAGGGCUUUGCGCCUGUGGACGGCUGCGGCUGCCCCGACAACACCUUCCUGGACGAGAAGGGCCGCUGCGUGCCCCUGGCCAAGUGCUCCUGCUACCACCAUGGCCUCUACCUGGAGGCCGGGGAGGUGGUGCUGAGGCAGGAGGAGCGCUGCGUCUGCCAGAACGGGAGGCUGCACUGCAGGCCGGUCAGGCUGCUCGGCCAGAGCUGCUCGGCCCCAAAGAUCUACGUGGACUGCAGCAACCUGACGGCCCUGACCGUCCAGAGCUCGCGGCCCACCAGCUGUCAGACGCGAGCCGCCGGCCACUACCAGACAGAGUGCGUCAGCGGCUGCGUCUGCCCGGACGGGCUGAUGGACGACGGCCGCGGCGGCUGCGUCAAGGAGGCGGAGUGCCCGUGUGUGCACAACAAGGACCUGUACUCCCCCGGGGACGAGAUCAAGGUGGACUGCAACACCUGCACCUGCCGGCGAGGGCGCUGGGCGUGCACCGAGUCCCCGUGCCACGGCUCCUGCUCCAUCUACGGGAGUGGCCACUACGUCACCUUCGACGGGAAGUACUACGACUUCGACGGGCACUGCUCCUACGUGGCGGUUCAGGACUACUGCGGCCAGAACUCCUCCUCAGGCUCCUUCAGCGUCAUGACCGAGAACGUCCCCUGUGGCACCACGGGUGUCACCUGCUCCAAGGCCAUCAAAAUCUUCUUGGGGAGGACGGAGCUGAAGCUGGAGGACAAGCACCGCCUGGUGAUUCAGCGGGACACGGGCCACCACGUGGCCUACACCACGCGGGAGGUGGGCCAGUACCUGGUGGUGGAGGCCAGCAUCGGCGUCAUCGUCAUCUGGGACAAGAAGACCACUGUCUUCAUCAAGCUGGCCCCGUCCUACAAGGGCCGGGUCUGCGGGCUGUGUGGGAACUUUGACCAGCGCUCCAGCAACGACUUCACCACGAGGGACCACAUGGUGGUGGACAGCGAGCUGGACUUCGGCAACAGCUGGAAGGAGGCCCCCACCUGUCCGGACGUGAGCGUCACCCCGGAUCCCUGCGCCCGGAACCCGCACCGCCUCUCCUGGGCCGAGAAGCAAUGCAGCAUCAUCAAGAGCUCGGUCUUCAGUGUCUGUCACAGCAAGGUGGACCCCAAGCCCUUCUACGAGGCCUGCGUCCACGACUCCUGCUCCUGCGACACGGGCGGGGACUGUGAGUGCUUCUGCUCGGCCGUGGCCUCCUACGCUCAGGAGUGUACUAAGGAGGGAGCCUGCGUGUUCUGGAGGACGCCGGACCUGUGCCCCGUAUUCUGUGACUACUACAACCCCCCAGACGAGUGUGAGUGGCACUAUGAGCCCUGUGGGAAUCGCAGCUUCGAGACCUGCAGGACCGUCAAUGGCAUCCACUCCAACAUCUCCGUGUCCUACCUGGAGGGCUGCUAUCCCCGGUGCCCGGAGGACAGGCCCGUCUAUGACGAGGACCUGAAGCGGUGCGUCACGGCGGACCAAUGUGGCUGCUAUGUCGGGGACACCCGCUACCCACCCGGAGCACCUGUUCCCAGCGAGGAGGACUGCCAGUCUUGCGUGUGUACCAACACCUCGAAAGUCUGCCAGCCAGAAGAAGGGAAGAUUCUCAACUACACCCAGGACGGCUUCUUCUGCUACUGGGAGAUCUGUGGCCCCAACGGGACGGUGGAGAGACACUUCAACAUCUGUGUGUCCACCACCUCCCGGCCGCCUUCCACCACGAUCCCCGUCACCUCCAGCACCGCCCUCACCACCACUACCACCACCCCGACUCCCACCCCCUCCCCGACCCCCAGGACGUGCUGCUUCUGGUCCGACUGGGUCAACGAGAACCACCCCAGCGUGCACAGCGGCAGUGGCGACUGGGAGACCUUUGACAGCGUCUGUAGGGCCCCUGAGGACAUCGAGUGCAGGCUAGCUGUGGAGCCCCACCUCAGCUGGGAGCAGGCGGGUCAGAAUGCGCAGUGCAAUGUCACCUUCGGGUUCAUUUGCUACAAUGAAGACCAGUUUGGAAACGGGCCAUUUGAGGUCUGUUACGACUACGAGAUUCGCGUCAAUUGCUGUGUGCCGAUGGAUCAGUGUCCCCCGUCCACGACCACGGCCACCACCACCACCACUACAUCCACACCUACGCCAGAACCCCCGACGACCACCACCACUACCACCACAGCCACGCCGACCCCCACGCCCACCACCACGCCGACCACCACCACCACAGGCACAGAGCCCCCCACCAUCAGUACCACGGGCCCCAAAACCACAACGCCCAGCCCCAGCACCACGACCACCACCACCGUGACCCCGACUUCGACCCCCACCAUCAGCACCACCACGGGCACCAAGACCACAACGCCCACCCCGACCACCACCACCACCACGCCGACCACCACCACCACAGGCACAGAGUCCCCGACCACCAGCACCACCACGCCUACCCAAGGAUUAAGCACCACAGAGCCAACAAUCGCUCCGUGUGUGCCUCAGUGCAACUGGACAGGCUGGGUGGAUUCUGGGAAACCGAACCCUUCUAGACCAGGUGGGGAUAUUGAAUCGAUUCAGGGCCUCUGUAAAGAAGGCUGGGCAGCCAACAUCUCUUGCAGAGCUGUGAUGUUUCCCCAAAUUCCCAUCGAAGAACUUGGGCAAAAGUUGGUGUGCGACCUCUCUGUUGGGCUGGUGUGCAAAAAUGAAGACCAGAAGCCGGGGGGCACCACACCGCCCAUCUGCUUCAACUACGAGAUUAAUGUUGAGUGUUGUGUAUUGCCAGAAUACUGUAUUUCCACGCUGCCUCCUGCUAGCACCCCGACCCUGACACCCACCACGACCACCACCACGGGCACCCCGACCACCACCCCCCCUACCACAACCACAACAGGCACCCCGACCCCUACCAUGACCACAGGCACCGCAACUACCACUCCCAUUAUCACUACCACCACAGGCAUCCCGACUUCGACCCCCACCAUCAGCACCAGCACGGGCACCAAGACCACAACGCCUACCCCGGCCACCACCACCACCACGACGAUGACCCCGACUUCGACCCCCACCAUUAGCACCACCACGGGCACUGAGACCACAACGCCCACUCCGACCACCACCAUGACGGUGACCCCAACUUCGACCCCCACCAUCAGCACCACCACGGGCACCGAGACCACAACACCGACCUCGACCACCACGACCACCACCACGGUGACCCCAACUUCGACCCCCACCAUCAGUACCACCACGGGCACCAAGACCACAACGCCCACCCCGGCCACCACCACCACCACGGUGACCCCGACUUCGACCCCCACCAUCAGCACCACCACGGGCACCGAGACCACAACGCCAACCAUGACCAACACGACCACCACCACGGAGACCCCAACUUCGACCCCCACCAUCAGCACCACCACGGGCACCAAGACCACAACGCCCACCCCGGCCACCACCACCACCACGGUGACAGCAACUUCGACCCCCACCAUCAGCACUACCACGGGUACCAAGACCACAACGCCCACCCCGGCCACCACCACCACCACGGUGACCCCGUCUUCGACCCCCACCAUCAGCACCACCAUGGGCACUGAGACCACAACGCCCACCCCGACCACCACGACCACCACCACGGAGACCCCAACUUCGACCCCCACCAUUAGCACCACCACGGGCACCAAGACCACAACGCCCACCCCGGCCACCACCACCACCACGGUGACCCCAACUUCGACCCCCACCAUCAGCACCACCACGGGCACCGAGACCACAACGCCCACUCCGACCACCACCAUGACGGUGACCCCGACUUCGACCCCCACCAUCAGCACCACCACAGGCACCGAGAUCACAACGCCCACCCCGACCACAACCAUGACGGCAACCCCAACUUCGACCCCCACCAUCAGCACCACCACGGGUUCUGAGAUCACAACGCCCACCCGGGCCACCACCACGACGGUUACCCCUACUUCGACCCCUACGAUCAGCACCACCACGGGCACUGAGAUCACAACGCCCACCCCGACCACCACCACCACCACGCCAACCACCACCACCACAGGCACAGAGUCCCCGACCACCAGCACCACCACCACCACGACCUCCUAUGUGCCCACCCCCACCCUGACCCCGAUCUCCACCCCCAACGUCGGUGUGAGCACGGGCCCGGUCAGGUCCUCCACUCAGGUCCGCUGCUGCGUUUUGAACGAAACAUACUUCGCACCAGGUGAGACGGUGUACAACGGCACGCACGGGGACACCUGCUACUAUGCGAACUGCUCGCUGGCCUGUACCAUUGAGAUCUUCAACUGGUCGUGCCCGUCCACGCCCUCCCCGGCACCCACCCCUUCCAAGCCGACACCCAUCUCAACACCCAAACCACCCACGCCUACAGCAUCGAGCACAGUGGCCACCACCAAGCCCCCUGGGUGCCCGGACUUUGACCCUCCCAGACAGGAGAAUGAGAAGUGGUGGCUGUGUAACUGCACCAUGGCCAUCUGCAAGUACAACAACACCGUAGAGCUCGUGGAGGUGGAGUGCGAGGUCCCGCCUGAGCCCACCUGCGCCAACGGGCUCCGGCCCACGCUCGUCUACAGCCCCGAGGAGUGCUGCCCGCACUGGGAGUGCGACUGCUACUGCGCGGGCUGGGGGGACCCCCACUAUGUCACGUUCGACGGGCUGUACUACAGCUACCAAGGGAACUGCACGUACGUGCUUGUGGAGGAGAUCACCCCCACGCUCGGCAACUUCGGUGUCUACAUCGACAACUACCACUGUGACGCCAACGACCGGGUGUCCUGCCCCCGCACGCUCGUGGUGCGCUACCAGUCCCAGGAGGUUCUCGUCAAGACCCUGCAGAUGAUGCCCAUCAAGGUCCAGGUGCAGGUCAACAGGCAGGUCGUGGCCUUGCCCUACAUGAAGAACGAGCUGCACGUGUACCAGUCGGGCAUCAGCUACGUGGUGGAGAUCUCCAAGCUGGGCGCGCUCAUCACCUACAACGGGCUCUCCUUCUCCAUCACGCUGCCUCACCGCCUGUUUGGCAACAACACCAAGGGCCAGUGCGGCACGUGCACCAAUGACACGGCGGACGACUGCAUGCUGCCCAGCGGGGAGGUCGUGUCCGACUGCGAGUUGGCGGCUGACCAGUGGGUCGUGAACGAUCCCUCCAAGCCACACUGUCCCCACACCAGCGUCACCACCAAGCGUCCGGCUGUCACGCCGCCAGGGGCCAGCACCACCUCCGGCAAGGACUGCGCGUCUCCCCUCUGCGAGCUCAUCAGAGACAGCUUGUUCGCACCGUGCCACGCUGUGGUGCCCCCCAAGCACUACUACGAGGCCUGCGUGUUCGACAGCUGCUUCGUGCCCGGUUCGGGCCUGGAGUGUGCCAGCUUGCAGGCCUACGCCGCCCUCUGUGCCCAGGCCAACAUCUGUGUCGACUGGAGGAACCACACCCACGGGGUCUGCUCAAUGACGUGCCCGCCGCACAGGGAGUACCGGGCCUGCGGCCCCGCGGACGAGCCUUCCUGCGAGUCUGGCACAGCUGCUCUAAGGCCCAUAGCGCAGAAGAACGCCCGCCUGGUGGAAGGCUGCUUCUGUCCCGAGGGCACCAUGAACUACGCCCCCGGGUUCGACGUCUGCGUGGAGAUGUGCGGCUGCGUGGGACCCGAUGACGUGCCCAGAAAGUUCGGGGAGCACUUUGAGUUUGACUGCAAGGACUGCGUGUGCCUGGAGGGCGGCCGCGGCAUCAUCUGCGAGCCCAAGGAGUGCCGCCAGGAGCCGGUCACGUGCCCGGAGGACGGCACCUACCCGCUCACCGAGGUCAACCCCGCGGACACCUGCUGCAACAUCACGUCCUGCAAGUGCAACACGAGCUUGUGCCAGGGGAAGCCGCCCAAGUGCCCGCUGGGCUUCGACGUGAGCAGCGAGACCAAACCCGGGAAGUGCUGCCCGUCCUACUCUUGUGUGCCCAAGGGCGUGUGUGUUCACGCGAAUGCUGAGUACCAGCCCGGGUCGCCAGUGUACUCCUCCAAGUGCGAGGACUGUGUCUGCACCAACCGCACGGACGGCGGCUCGCGGCUCAACAUCAUCUCCUGCACCCACGUGCACUGCGAGGACAGCUGCAGCCCCGGCUUCGAGCUGGUGGACGUGCCCGGGCAGUGCUGCGGCAAGUGUCAGCAGACCCACUGCAUCAUCAAGAGACCCGGCACCGAGACCAUCAUCCUGAAGCCCGGGGACAUACGUCACGACCCCAACAACAACUGCACCUUCUUCAGCUGCGCGAACAUCCACAACCAGCUCAUCUCCUCCGUGUCCAACAUCACCUGCCCUGACUUCGACCCCAGCAUCUGCCUCCCAGGCUCCGUCACGCUCAUGCCCAACGGAUGCUGCAGGAAAUGCACCCCUCGGAAUGAGACCAGGAUCUUCUGUUCCACCGUCCCCAUGACCAAGGAAAUUUCUCACUCCGGCUGCACCAAGAAAGUCGUGAUGAACUCCUGCUCUGGGUCCUGCGGGACCUCCGUCAAGUACUCGGCCGAGGCCCAGGCCCUGGAUCACCAGUGCUCCUGCUGCAAGGAGGGGCGUACCAGCCAGCGGGAGGUAGAGCUGAGCUGCCCCGACGGCAGCUCCCGGAAGCACCGCUACACCCACAUCGAGAGCUGCUCCUGCCAGGACACCGUGUGCGGGCUCCCGCGGGCUCAGCGCAGGGCCCCCGGCCGCGAGCGGCGCGCCAGCCCCCGGGGCCUGCCCCUGGGGAGGGACUGAGAGCAGUCCCGCCGUCCAGGAACCCCCCGCCCUCCACCGCGCCCUCCCGCUGGCCUCCGAGCUCCCUCACCAAGCAGCCUCGUCUCGGUCCAUAUUUAUUUUCUGAGUCUCUGUUCGAUUCUUCGCUUUCCCAAAUAAACUCAGGCAG